GCGGCCCCUGCUCCCCACAGCUCCGCAGGCUGCCGUGGGUCCUGCCCCUGCUGUGGGUCCUGCCCGCGGCCCGAGGAGAAGGCAGGAGCGGCCCGAGGCCCGGCUGCGGCGGGGCUCUUGGAACAUGGCGACCCGUUCGUGGCUCGUCCUGGAAGGAGGUGACUGUGGUCAUUGUGAUGCCUAAAAAUCAAGUGAGUGUGACGUUCCCCCAGGUCCUUCAUGGUGUUCUCCUCCAUCCUCUUCACACCAUUGCUCCACGUGGCUCCUGAACAUGGGGGAAAACGAGGACGAGAAGCAGGCCCAGGCUGGGCAGGUUUUCGAGAACUUCGUCCAGGCUUCCACCUGUAAAGGCACCCUCCAGGCUUUCAACAUCCUCACACGGCACCUGGACCUGGACCCUCUGGACCACAGAAACUUUUAUUCCAAGCUCAAGGCCAAGGUGACUACCUGGAAGGCCAAGGCUCUGUGGUACAAAUUGGACAAGCGUGGAUCCCACAAAGAGUACAACCGGGGGAAGUCAUGUCUGAACACCAAGUGUCUCAUCAUUGGAGGAGGACCCUGUGGUUUGCGCACUGCCAUUGAACUUGCUUACCUGGGGGCCAAAGUGGUCGUGGUAGAGAAGAGGGAUACCUUCUCCCGCAACAAUGUGCUGCACCUCUGGCCAUUCACCAUCCAUGACCUGCGAGGCCUGGGAGCCAAGAAGUUCUAUGGGAAAUUCUGUGCUGGCUCCAUCGAUCACAUCAGCAUUCGUCAGUUGCAGCUCAUCCUAUUCAAGGUAGCUCUGAUGUUGGGAGUUGAAAUCCAUGUGAAUGUGGAGUUUGUGAAGGUUAUAGAGCCUCCUGAAGAUCAAGAAAAUCAAAAAAUCGGCUGGCGGGCAGAAUUUCUUCCUGCAGACCACUCUCUCUCAGAGUUUGAAUUUGAUGUCAUCAUUGGUGCCGAUGGCCGCCGGAACACACUGGAAGGGUUCAGAAGAAAAGAAUUCCGUGGGAAGCUGGCCAUUGCAAUCACUGCCAACUUCAUAAACAGAAACAGCACAGCUGAGGCCAAGGUGGAAGAGAUUAGUGGUGUGGCUUUCAUCUUCAAUCAGAAGUUUUUUCAGGACCUUAAAGAAGAAACAGGGAUUGAUCUUGAGAACAUUGUUUACUACAAGGACUCCACCCACUAUUUUGUCAUGACCGCCAAGAAGCAGAGCCUGCUCGACAAAGGUGUCAUCAUUAAUGACUACAUCGACACAGAGGCACUGCUGUGUGCAGAUAAUGUGAACCAGGACAACCUGCUUGCCUACGCCCGAGAAGCAGCAGACUUCGCCACCAAUUAUCAGCUGCCAUCUUUAGACUUUGCCAUGAACCAUUAUGGGCAGCCAGACGUGGCCAUGUUCGACUUCACCUCCAUGUACGCCUCAGAGAACGCAGCCCUGGUGCGCGAGCGUCAGUCACACCAGCUGCUCGUGGCCCUGGUGGGCGACAGCUUGCUCGAGCCGUUUUGGCCCAUGGGCACAGGCUGUGCCCGAGGUUUCCUGGCAGCCUUUGACACAGCGUGGAUGGUAAAGAGCUGGCACCAGGGCACUCCACCCCUGAAACUUCUGGCUGAAAGAGAAAGUCUCUACCGGCUGUUACCUCAGACGACCCCAGAAAAUAUCAACAAGAACUUUGAACAGUACACGUUGGAUCCGGGGACCCGGUACCCAAACCUCAACUCAAACUGUGUCAGGCCCCAUCAGGUGCAGCACUUGUAUGUCACCAAGGAGCUGGAACAAUUCCCUCUUGAGAGAAUGGGCUCGUUGAGAAGAUCCGUCAACCUCUCCAGGCGGGAGUCGGACAUCCGGCCCAACAAGCUUCUAACCUGGUGCCAGCAGCAGACCGAGGGCUACCAGCAUGUCAACAUCACCGACCUGACCACGUCCUGGCGGAGUGGCCUGGCCCUCUGUGCUAUCAUCCAUCGCUUCCGGCCUGAACUUAUCAACUUUGACUCUUUGAAUGAAGAUGAUGCUGUGGAGAACAACCAGCUGGCAUUUGACGUAGCUGAGCGUGAAUUUGGCAUCCCCCCAGUGACCACAGGCAAAGAGAUGGCAUCCGUCCAGGAGCCCGACAAGCUCAGCAUGGUCAUGUACCUCUCCAAGUUCUAUGAGCUCUUCCGGGGCACCCCGCUGAGGCCUGUGGAUUCUUGGGGCAAAAACUAUAGAGAAAACGCUGACCUUGGCUUGGCUAAAUCAUCCUUUUCUCAUAAUUAUCUCAAUCUCACGUUUCCAAGGAAAAGGACUCCACGACUGGACAGCCAGACCCAAGAGAAUGACAUGAACAAACGAAGGCGGAAAGGCUUCAACAACCUGGAUGAGACUUCAACCUUUUCCAGCCGGAGCUUGGGCUCCAAUCAAGAGGGCGGAGGCAGCAAAGAUGGUAGAAAUCAGAACAAAGUCAAGUCCAUGGCAAAUCAACUACUGGCCAAGUUUGAGGAGAACUCACGGAAUCCCUCUCUGCAGAAGCAGCUGACGGUAGGGAAAGUGUCCAGCGGAAUAGGGGCUGCAGCUGAAGUCCUGGUCAAUCUGUACAUGAAUGAUCACAGACCUAAGGCCCAGGCCACCUCUCCAGACCUGGAAUCCAUGCGAAAGACAUUUCCCAUGAACCUGGGAGGCAGCGACACCUGUUACUUCUGCAAGAAGCGCGUGUACGUGAUGGAGCGGCUGAGCGCAGAGGGCCACUUCUUCCACCGAGAGUGUUUCCGCUGCAGCCUCUGUGCCACCUCCUUGCGCCUGGCAGCCUAUGCCUUUGAUGGCGAUGAAGGCAAGUUUUACUGCAAGCCUCAUUUCAUCCACUGUAAAACCAGUAGUAAGCAACGGAAGAGACGGGCAGAGCUAAAGCAACAAAGAGAGGAGGGGGAUGCAUGGAAAGAGCAAGAAGCCCCUCGACGAGACACUCCCAAGGAAAGUUCUUGCGCAGUAGCCGCCAUUGGCACACCUGAAGGCAGCCCCCCAGCAGAUCAGCCGACCUCCCCUAAGAAGCCCAAGAGCAUCUCUGAGCCAGAGCCUGAUGAUGUAGAUGGUGGAGUCACCUCCCCUCUGCCCUCUGAGUGGACAUCAGUGAGGAUCGGCCCUGGGGAGGACAUGGUCGGGCAGGAUGUGCUGGCUGUGUGUGUCCUGGUCACCAGUGACAACAGCAGCUCUGACACAGAGUCCAUCUGUGGUGACAGUGAGGACUCCAGUGCAGAGCCCUGUGAGGAGAGACCCCGGCAGCUGGAGCCCUCGCCCCUACCACUGGAGCCCUCACCCCAACCGAGGCUGUUCUCCCGGCACAGCUCCCUGAGGGAGGCCCCCACCAGGACAGACUCUCCAUCGUGCCCAGAGGAGUCCAAAGCGGUCCAUGCUCUGCAACGGGCCAAUAGCAUUCAGUCGCCAACUUCUAGCAUAUACCAGAGCUGGAGAAGAAAAUUCCAGUCCAAUUUGACAACAAAUCUAGAACCAGAGUACAACAAAAGAGCCACGUCCUCUCCAAAGGAAACUUCUUCUCUUUCUUCACACUCACAGUCUUUGCCUUCGUCCUCGCCACCAUCAUCUUCAGCCAGCGUCUCAGCGAGUCCUCGGGCUGGCUCCUCCAUGCCUCCAGCAACAGCUUACAGCUCACCCUCACCAGUCUCAAGAGAACAUUUCAGCCUUUCUACUCCAACCUUCUUGAGGCAAACCAGACCCCAAGGAGCAUCUGAGGAAAUUCCCCUGUAUAUGCCUCAUGGUCAAGUGUUGGAGCAAGCAGAAUCCCACCUGCUUAAGCCUAGGGGAGACAACCUUGAAAGUUCUACUCCACCCAACCCUGCAAAGAUGGCUUCUGAUGGGUAUCAGGAAGAAGAGAUGCUUCUUGGGGACACCAGAACCAUCCAGAAUGCCCCACACCCCAUUAGGAAGGACAGGUGUUUACCAGACCAAGAGCUGUCUUCCAGGCAUGGGGAGAGCCUGGACUCAGGAGGCUUGAGUGCCAGACCCAGGAGGGGAGCCACGCAUGGGCCAGAACCAGGAGAGAGGCAGAAGUCGAGCUUAAAGAAGUUAGUCCUCACUCCCGAGCAGAAGACUAAUUUGCUGGAUUGGAAUGACUCAAUCCCUGAGAGCUUGCACUUGGAAGCUGGCGCACAAUUUUCUCAGAAAGUUGCUCAGAAUGGUACAGGAGGCUGGGUGCUGAAACCAGUCAGCCCCUUACAGCUCCCCGCAGCAGUGAGAGAGCCCUUGCCAGCCCAGGGAGAAGCCCCUGGGAAGACAGGGGCCCCGGCUGAGCAGGCUCCAUGGGAGCAAACUGUGACGCCACCCAAAUCCCCCUUGCGGGUCAUAGCAGAUGUCUUAAGGAGGACUCUGCUCAACUCUGAAGGCGGGAGGAAGGCCUCCGCCACGCCAAAAUCAAAGACUUUGCCCACCAGCCAGUCACACGCUUGCACUCGCUCACUCAGCGUUCGGAACCCCAGUUCCAGUAAAGACUGGAACCGACAGUUCCCAGGAAGAGACGCAGUGAGCAGGGCCUCAGCCUUCUUCUCCUGGGGCACCCGGACUGCCAGGGCUGACCAACCUUUAGAGCCCAGCCCUCCCGACCUUGCCCUCUGCACCCAGAGCUUACCCAACCAGGCAUCCAAGACGUCUGCUUUCAUCUCUCCAUCCUGCAGCAGGAUCGAAGAUGUCCCCUCUCUCAUGGAGAAAGUGAGUUUGCAAGAGAUCUAUCCAGAUGCCUCCAGGGUUCCAAAGAGAACUAGCUCGCUCGCAUCGUCCCUUAGACUCGAGGAAAAAUCUUAUGAGAGUUUCUUCCAAGAAUCCAGGCACAAAAAGGGCCUCUGUAGCAGCUCCCAGGGCAACAUGCUGCCCUUGGACAACAUGCAACCCCCAGAGAAGCAGGGGCAGCGCCUUGGCACCCACCUGGAGCGGAGGGACCAUCCCUCUCCAGAGGGAGAUGCAGGUCCCAGGCACAUCCCCGUCAGAUUGCAGGUGACAGGGACUGACUCUUCAACCUCCUCCUCUUCUGCAGAUGAAGAAUUUGAUCCUCAGCCUAGCUUGCGGUCAAAGCAGGAGAGUAAUACACUCAGAAGAAGGAGGAAACUGGAAAAAGCAACAAAACAACUGGUUAAACAAGAAGAAUUGAAAAGACUUUAUAAAGCUCAGGCCAUCCAGAGGCAACUGGAGGAGGUGGAGGAGCGGCAGAGGGCUUCCGAGAUCCAGGGCGUGAGGCUGGAGAAAGCGCUGAGAGGAGAAGCAGCAGAUUCAGGCACACAGGAUGAAGCACAGCUUAUGCAGGAAUGGUUUAAGUUGGUUCUGGAGAAGAAUAAAUUAAUGCGCUAUGAGUCGGAGCUACUGAUCAUGGCCCAAGAACUAGAAUUAGAAGAUCAUCAAAGCCGACUGGAGCAGAAAUUAAGAGAGAAAUUGCUCAAGGAGGAGAGCCAAAAAGAUGAGAAUGAUCUAAAUGAGGAGCAAGAAAUAUUCUCCAAGAUGAUGCAAGUGAUUGAGCAAAGGGACAAACUCGUAGAUUCCUUAGAGGAACAACGCAUCAAAGAAAAGGCUGAAGACCAACACUUUGAAAGCUUCAUAUUCUCCAGGGGCUACGGGCUGAGCAGGACCUGAGUGGGACAUGAGCUGCCCAGGGGCCCCUCUGUUGAAGUCAUCCGAGGUGUCCCUGGGGCUGAGUGUCCCUCACAUAUUUCCUUCUUUUGCAGGAUUUGUCAUACCUGGAACUUGAGCUAUUCCAUACUGUACUAUUGUUUAAAAAAAUUAAAAUUCUCUCAUAGGUACCAAGAUCUUGCCAGAGUUUCUAAAGAAAAUACAAAGACUUUUGGAAUUGACAGGUAACUUCUGCAGGUUUCUGAGACUGGAAGUGACUGGGGGAAAUAACCAGCAUCGGUUUCCCUAAAAAGUGACUCCUGCUGCUUUAUCAUUUAUCUUCCCAAUUCAUUGAGUUACACCUCUUAAGAUUUUUAAGAACCUGCCUUUUCAUUAAUAUAGCCAUAUUUGCCUUUUUUUUGCAUGGAUGACCAGUUUCCAAAUGUCAGAAAGAAGCAGCCGAAGUUUAAAGAUUAGGUUAAUAUUUAAAUGGUGUUUACAGACAAAGAAGAGAAACCUUGAGAUUAGUGAUUACAUAAAGCAAAUAAUUCAAAUAGCAGGUGUUAAUUCAAUCCAGGGUGAAUUUAAUUUACCAGGUGUAUGUUUAAGCCUUAAUAUAAUAUGCAGAAGCAAUGAGAGUUUAAUAGAACAUUUGAGCCUUAAUUAUAUUUUUUAAAGAAGAGAAGAAAGAAGGACUUUAACUUCUUACCAGCAGGAUGGUUAAUUUUCACCAAAAAUGGUUGGCUUCAAAAAGCUUUUUGUUCUCAGAGCACGCUCCAUAUGGCUUCUGGAACAUAAUGGAAAGGUUUUUAAGGAAAUAAUUUUGAAGUGCUUUUAUGGAACUGUUGGCCAUUGCAAAAAAGAGAAACUCUUCCAUUUGUUGAUAAAAUAUUGGUGAGGUUGGUGCUGCUACUAAAAAUGAACACACUGUAUCGUAUCACACUGUGAGGAAGGCUUCCCCACGGUGGUCUCCUUGGGUCCAAACAGAACUUUCUCUGACACUCAAUGAAGGGAUUUCCCAGGAAUUCUAUGGGACAAGGACAAAACCAGCUUGAACAUCAAGAUGGAGCUGAGUGUUAUGACCCCAUCAUGAAAUCCCAAAGUGGGCGAUGCAUAUUUGAGGUCAUGUUUAAUGUGGGAGAAAGCUGGAAGAUGGAGUUCCUGCACUGCCAUGGGAUCCCUGGGACGUUUUUACAGUUCUUAUGGAGAAUCAGUGGAAAAGAUUUUCGAUGGUGUUCUCACGCCAUAAAGUAUUUGUUUCCCCUCACCUGGAUUCUUUGAUGAUUCAGUCUGUUUUUGACAAGAAGAAGACUGAAGAAUACUCUGUUGUAUAUUUGACUUCUCUCGUUUCUACAAGUAUUCCAUGUAUCAUUAAACCAAAGCUGCUUUGCAAAAGUUGGCCCUGACUGGAUACCUAUGUCUAGCCAACGGACAAGCCAGAAAUUAGAAGUGUAACUGUAACUGGAUUUCCAGUCAACCAGCCUGUGCAGUGGCACAUGGCACCCUUCUAGGGUAUACCCAUGGCACCCUUCUAGGGUAUACCCAGUUCACAAGGUUGUAGUUCUUUUUUCUUUUUCAUUCUUUCUUGUUUUUUACCAAUCAUGUCUUCUAAUGCCUGAAUUCUAGUAUUAGGAAAUAUGUGCAAGCAUCUAUCGAUCGAUCUAUGAAAACUGUGCUACUUACAGUUAGUUAUUUAACUAUUUUUUAUUUAUUUGUAUUUUUGGUAGAAAUUGCUAACAUGAUUUCCUUAUAAUUCUGGCUUCCCUGUGUUAUAAUUUGGAGAAGACCUAGUAACACUAAGGUAUUGGUAUAUAAGCUAUUUAAUAUACAAAUAACCCAGAUGUUUGGUGUUAUAUAGUAUUAAAGAUUUAUGUAGAUAGAAUAAUAUUUUCAACCAUCAGGAGUGUUAACUCAUUUUAAGAAAAAGUUCUCUAACUUCAGUUUUCAUUCUAGAAUAUGCACAGAUAUUCAAGCUCUAUCUUUUCUGUCAUACAAAAGUAUACUAUUUGAUACCUGCAUACAUUUAACAGCUGAUGCUCAAGUGUACCAUGUUUGAGUUGUUUUGUGCAAAAGAAUUAAUUGCCACUUAUUUUAAUUUGUUCUUUCUGUCAAAAAGAUUCUCCCAAGAGGAUCAAGAAAGAGGGUGGUUCUUGGCCAUAGUAUUCGGUUAAUAGACAAGAAAAGCAAUUUGUUCACUUUCUCUUCCAAAGACUAUGUUCUGGGGUUUAAAGCUUAGUCUUAUCUAACCAAGUUAAAACAAACUUCAUAUUUAACAGUCUUCUGCUUAUACUGGCUUUCAGUUUUACCAGCACAUGAAAGCUCUCCCAAUGAUCAGAAAUGUUGUGGCUAUUGAACUGUUUGAAUGAGUCUGUUCCUUAUUCACAAUAGUGUCUGAGAACCUUAAGAUGUAAAAUAUUAUACAUUUUGAAGAAUAGUUGUGAUCAAGAGUGAAAAAUGUAGGACGUUGAGACAAGGAGCCCCGGCCUCAGGUCAUAUCUCCCAGUCAAUCCCACACAAUUCCUAGUUUAAACCAAGCAGCUCAUAAUAGUUGUAAAUUCAGAAUUUUACAGGAGUUGGAUUAAGAGGAAUGCCUUAAGCUUAUUCUCCCAAACCAUUCAUUUGUUUAUUUGUUUAACAAGCAGUUGUGAAUGCCGAAGCGGUUCUGCACGCCUGUGCUAGGUGCUGGGAUACAGAAAGAAUAUUCCUCCACUCUACUCACAAAUACAAAGAUGAACAAGUACCACUGCCAAAUAAAUACAAAGUUAAAAUAGUACUUUAUUAUAUCCAUCAACCUACCCUACUCAUAUUUUCAUCAAAUAUAAAGACUUCCAUCCCCCACAAUUGCGGUGCUUCUCAAGCAAUAAAAAUAAGUGUGUUUCUAAAACUGUGAAAAAUAAUAUCAGGUUGUACUGUUUCAUUUAAACCUUGGCUUUGGCAGUGCUAGGCUGCUUGGAAUCAAUCAAUGCUGAGAUGCAGCAUGUUAAUUACAGCUGAGAAAGGAAGUGGCAGGUGUUUCCAACUCUGAUGAGCUGCAAUGAAAUUGAUGUUUUCUGAGUUCUGGAGGCAAAUGACAAUUCAGCAAUGUCUGUCUUCCCAGGAAGCAGAUUUACAGGUUUUUCCUUCCAAACUGAAAAUGGCAGCCUGUCCCACCCAGGUGGUUGAUCAGAGAACUGCCUCAGCAGGCAGAGGUGGCAGGGGGCAGCUGGGGCUGCCACAGUGCUGGAGAGAGUGGCAGGCGUUGGAUGUGGGGAGCUCAAAUGUGGGAGUUUAUCGUAAUAAGAAGGUUCACGCACAGGAGAGCGUGUACUAUUUCACCUACUGUUUAUCUUCUAACCUCACUGCUGAGUGGCUUGUCAAAGAUUAAUUUGCUCCAACAAUCGGGAACUAUUCAUGUGGAUUGAAAUGUGUUACACGUGGACUGCUAUAAAUACUGAAAUGAACCAAAAAUAAACGGUUUUGUGUCGAAGGAAUCAAAACAUUUUCAU
Messenger RNA from Talpa occidentalis (Iberian mole), 9042 nucleotides. It is a transcript of the gene MICAL2, whose product is annotated as microtubule associated monooxygenase, calponin and LIM domain containing 2. The transcript has 32 exons. Bases 272 to 5581 code for a protein of 1769 amino acids. The record is from RefSeq and is a predicted model, not a curated record. Gene Ontology annotation, molecular function: FAD binding; protein binding. Lineage: Eukaryota; Metazoa; Chordata; Mammalia; Eulipotyphla; Talpidae.